UCGCACCCCUCAGCCCCUACACUCCGCUCUUCCCCGGCGCUGAUUGUCACACAUUGUUUACUACGGCUUGAAAUGUGACUCACAACACAGGCUAUCUGCUGGAGUACCGCUCUGACAACUGAGGGAGUCUUUUUUGACGCGCGCCGUGCGUCUUGGUAAUUUGGGGACAGGCCGUGGAGACUACCUUUUCUGCCAUGACAGUGGAUUUGUUUGCGCUUUUAUGCGUGCUGGUCACCACAUCCUCCGCGAUGGAAGAGACCGUGAUGGACACUCGGGUGGCCACAGCUGAACUGGGCUGGACGGCGUAUCCUAAUUCUGGGUGGGAGGAGGUGAGUGGCUAUGAUGAAAACCUGAACACAAUCAGGACCUACCAGGUGUGUAAUGUCUUCGAGCCCAGUCAAAACAACUGGCUCCUCACCACCUUCAUCGACCGGCGUGGAUCGCAGCGCAUCUACGUGGAGAUCCGAUUCACCGUGCGCGACUGCAGCUCCAUCCCCAACGUCCCCGGCUCGUGCAAGGAGACGUUUAAUCUCUAUUACUAUGAAACGGACGCUGUCAUUGCCACUAAAGGCACCGCCUUCUGGAUGGAGGCCCCUUACCUCAAGGUGGACACCAUUGCUGCGGAUGAAAGCUUCUCGCAGGUGGACUUUGGCGGACGCCUGAUGAAGGUCAACACAGAAGUGCGGAGCUUUGGUCCAUUGUCUAGAAAUGGCUUCUACCUGGCGUUUCAGGACUAUGGCGCCUGCAUGUCUCUAUUGUCAGUCAGGGUGUUUUAUAAGAAGUGCCCGAGUGUGGUCCAGAACUUUGCAAUCUUUCCAGAGACAAUGACGGGGGCUGAGAGCACCUCCCUGGUAAUUGCAAGAGGAAUCUGCAUUCCCAACUCGGAGGAAGUAGAUGUCCCCAUAAAGCUGUACUGCAAUGGAGACGGAGAGUGGAUGGUUCCUAUCGGUAGCUGCACAUGCAAGGCUGGAUUUGAACCUGACAAUGGCAACGUAUGUCGAGCAUGCCCCCCGGGUACCUUCAAGUCAACCCAGGGUCCAGGUCUGUGUCUACAGUGCCCUCCUAACAGCCGCUCCACAGCUGAGGCCGCGACCAUCUGUGUGUGCCGCAACGGUUACUACCGCGGCGACGCUGAUCAGCCGGAUGAACCCUGCACCAGUGUCCCAUCCAGCCCGAGGAAUGUGAUCUCCAUUGUGAACGAAACGUCCGUGAUCCUGGAGUGGCACUCUCCCAGGGAGACGGGUGGCCGCGAUGACGUCGUCUACAACAUAGUGUGCAAAAAGUGCCGGGCUGACCGGCGCUCCUGCUCCCACUGCGACGACAAUGUGGACUUCGUCCCUCGACAGCUGGGUCUGACUGACACCAGGGUGUUCAUCAGCAACCUGUGGGCUCACACUCUCUAUAGCUUUGAAAUACAAGCUGUCAAUGGAGUGAGCAAUAAGAGCCCGUACCCUGCCCAGCAUGUCUCCAUAGACAUCACCACCAACCAGGCUGCUCCCUCCAUAGUUCCCAUCAUGCACCAGAUCAGCUCCACAAUGAAUAGCUUCACACUGUCUUGGCCACAACCAGAACAGCCCAAUGGCAUUAUUCUGGACUAUGAACUGCGCUACUACGAAAAGGACCAUGCAGAGAUUAACUCCACCAUCCUGCGAAGCCAAACUAACACUGCACGCGUGGAGGGCCUCAGGCCGGGUACAGUCUACGUGGUACAGGUGCGGGCAAGGACUGUGGCUGGCUUUGGCAAAUACAGCAGCAAGAUGUGCUUCCAAACCCUCACAGAUGAUGACUUCAAGUCUGAGCUGAGGGAACAGCUUCCUCUGAUUGCGGGGUCGGCGGCAGCAGGAGUGGUCUUUAUUGUUUCCCUUGUUGCCAUCUCCAUCGUGUGCAGCAGGAAAAGGGCAUACACCAAGGAGGCGGUGUACAGUGACAAGUUGCAACAUUACAGCACAGGAAGAGAACUCUCUUUGCGAGCCGACAUGUCUAACUGCCCCUCCCCACUGGGCUGCCCGACCCACUUCUCAGGCUCCCCGGGGAUGAAGAUCUACAUCGAUCCCUUUACCUACGAAGACCCCAACGAAGCUGUGCGAGAAUUCGCCAAGGAGAUUGACGUCUCCACUGUCAAGAUUGAGGAGGUCAUCGGUGCAGGUGAAUUUGGGGAGGUGUACAAAGGCCGUUUGAAGCUGCCCGGUAAGCGGGAGAUCUAUGUAGCUAUCAAGACCCUCAAGGCGGGCUACGUGGAGAAACAGAGGCGCGACUUCCUGUCUGAGGCGUCAAUCAUGGGCCAGUUCGAUCACCCAAACAUUAUCCGUCUGGAGGGUGUGGUCACAAAGAGUCGUCCAGUCAUGAUCGUCACAGAGUUUAUGGAGAAUGGUGCCCUUGACUCAUUCCUCAGGCAAAAUGAUGGUCAGUUCACGGUGAUCCAGUUAGUGGGAAUGAUGCGUGGGAUUUCAGCUGGGAUGAAAUAUCUCUCAGAAAUGAACUACGUCCACCGUGACCUGGCUGCACGAAACAUUCUGGUCAACAGCAACCUGGUGUGUAAAGUGUCUGACUUUGGCCUGUCGCGCUACCUACAGGAUGACACCUCUGAUCCCAGCUACACCAGCUCUCUAGGUGGGAAGAUCCCAGUGAGGUGGACAGCACCAGAAGCCAUCGCUUACAGAAAGUUCACCUCUGCCAGUGACGUUUGGAGCUACGGCAUCGUCAUGUGGGAAGUGAUGUCGUUUGGAGAGAGGCCUUACUGGGACAUGUCCAACCAGGAUGUGAUUAACGCAAUUGAACAGGACUACCGUCUGCCGCCACCUAUGGACUGCCCCAGCGCUCUGCACCAGUUGAUGCUGGACUGUUGGCAGAAGGACCGUAACGUACGACCCCGCUUUGCCGACAUUGUCAGCACCCUGGACAAGAUGAUCCGUAAUCCCACCAGCCUCAAAGCUGUAGCCAACAUCCCUGCAGUGCCUUCUCAGCCACUGUUGGACAGAUCCAUACCUGACUUCAACACCUUCAGCUCAGUAGAGGACUGGCUCGGUGCCAUCAAGAUGAGCCAGUACAGAGACAACUUCCUAAACUCAGGUUUUACCUCCCUGCAGCUGGUGGCUCAAAUGACCUCAGAGGACUUGCUGAGAAUAGGAGUGACCCUGGCAGGCCACCAAAAGAAGAUCCUCAGUAAUAUCCAGUCCAUGAGGGUGCAGAUGAGCCAGUCACCCACGACUAUAGCAUGACUACAGGGGGCGCUGUGCCACGGAGCAGGCAGCAUUCGCAGGACCAACAACAAUGGCAGCCCUCGAAUGACCCCUGAUCCAUCGGAACGCGCCAGAAUCGAGACAAUUGUCUUAAUCUAAUCCACACUACCAUGACAACAGGAGACCAGGGUCUACACCACCACAUGAUUAACCGUUAUCACACUUCAUGCAAUCCACGCCGGGAGUUCAGGGUUCAGACUUGAUGCUGUUUCUCCAUUUAUCCUCAAUAAAGGAAGGAAGACAGGUAUCAGUUGAUGUGGUUAUGGACUGCCAUUCAUGUCAUUUUAAACCAAAAUAACUCCAACAAUCUGACAUUGACACAGGGACUCCCUCACAAUCUCAGACUGUAUGGCACAAUGAGUGAUAUUGUACUUCUUUAUUAUCUGGACUUGAAGAUGUUAAAAUUGUAAAGCGAAGUGUGAGACAUUUAGAAACAACGUGUGACCUGUGAUUUUUACCGUCGUCAAUGUGUGCAAUGAAGAUGCCUUGACCUGGCCAGAAAUAAGUCCCAGAAGAAAAAAGCAGUGACCAAUAGGAAUAAUUAGAGGGAGAAGAAUACAGGGAUGUACAGUGGAGCACCAUCUUCAACUUUCACGUCAUAUUUUGCUCAUUUGAAGAAUUUGAAAAAAAUGUAUUCUAAAUGGACUGGCCAAAAUUUAGAGCCAGUUAUAUUUUUGUCUUUUACCAUCUGUUUGUUUGUUUUGUUUUUAUCACUAUAGCAAGAUGCCGCCCACUCGUAUUUUAUCUUUAACACUACCUGUGGUAACCUGGGUGGAGGGCCUUGCCAAAGGACUUCUUAAACCAGCCCCACCCAGAUUCAGAGAAUAUAAAUAUGUUUAUCUCUUGCUGAAUAUGAUUAUAUAUGUCAUAAUAAACCUUCAUAUUGAAGGUGAUAUGUAUGAAUAUGUAUGUACAGAACUCUCUGCUUGCAUUUUUGGCAAAGACAUGUUUGUUGACUAGAUUGUGAUAGACACAUGCAAUGUGUAGAUUCCCCACGGUGCCCUGGUUUCCUUCAGGCGGCCGGACAACAGACACUGGGUUGUACGACUCCCUGCUUCAGGGGCACAAGGGCAAUCCUAACCGGAUCUUAAGCUAAGGAAAACAUUAAAGGAAUUUUAGGCAAAGAAUUGGUAUUGUAGAACUAUAUGACAUUUGCUGUAGGAGUUAAAAUAAUUGACAAAAUAUCCGUUUAAUGUGGCUGUACACAUUCUGUCUCUUGCUGGUGAGCACUUACUUGUACAGAUAUGUUUUAUGUUUUUAUUUCUUUUUGUUCUGUUGUUGUGUGUGUGUGUGUGUGUGUGUGUGUGUGUGUGUUGCGAGUGCUCAGCAACAUCCAGAGGGGAAGGAAACUCCACACCUCGGCUGGCCCACAUCUAUGGUAAAUAUCCGUUGACUUUGCAUAAAAUUGCUGUGUAUCAGUAUUUCAGGCAAAUCCAGUCAGUCUUCCUCAUGGGUCCUGUAAGUAUCUUUGGCGGGGCAAAACCCGCUGCACGUUUGAAAUGCUUGGGAGAGUAGCUAAUCAAAGCGCUGGAAAUCACUUUUCACUUCUCUACACAGUCAAAAUGAGCAUCUGGGCUGAGGUUUGCCAACAGACGCCAUUCCUAUGAACACACAGGCUUAUUAAUAAACAACCCACACGGGUUCCACGCCGCUCACUCUGUAGAAAAGCCUUCCACAGACUGCCGUAGCUAAGCUGCUGAGUACAUCUAUGCACUCUCACUAUACGCUGCUGCCAUAUGGGUAUACAGGUUGAGGGCAAACACUUUGUGGGAGUUUCAUGCAUAUAUGAAUCGGUCCAUAAGUCUUAGCUGCAGGAAUUGGUGUUUGGAAACACACUCUUUGGUAGUGCUUGAUUGCAAGACGUCUAUACUGUUCCUAAGGGAUGCUGUGGUUGGACUGUCUUUGAAAUUACACUGCUGUAUCUGGAAUAUAUUUUGCGAAUAUUGCUGGAUAGUACACAAGGAUGAUUUCUCUUUUUUUAGUCUGGGGAUGGUCUGUGCAAUGCGAUAGUGUGAGAGCAGCUUGGUGAUGAGUAGAGGUGGUUUUGCUUACUUAUUUUUUCUUUGGCAAGUUUUGUCAAGUGUUGAUGAAAUAGUAAUAACAAUUGAAAGCAAACUGACCCGAAUGUCCCUGUGGUUGUUUUCCCAUGACAUGCGGCCAUGGUAGCAAAGUGUAUUCACAGACAAUUAUCAUGAGCUUUUGUAUAAUCAAGUCCCUGCUGUAGCUGUGGCCCUGCUUAUAUCCCCUUUGGCCCUAUGUGAAGAGGCAUGAAUGAAUACAGAUCUAACCACCUUUCAUCCCAAAUUACAAAUUGAUGGCGGACCCACUAAGUGAUUAUUAUGUAUACUCACCCGCCUUAAGUCAUCCUCCUCCUCACUCUGUCCUGCCCUCUCUCCCUGCCCUCUCUCGCUAGCUGGCACAUCUCCAGCUCGUUUAUCCUUGGUGUAACCAAGCUGUCCUGGGCUGUCCUGGAGUGGGCUGGGCCAUGGCCACCCCGGCCUGAGAAAUGGUUGGCUCCACGCUCAAGUGGGCCCAGGCAAGGAUGCAAACACCUGCUGGGACCCCCAUUUGACAGGCAUCAGAUCAGCCACGGUUAGGGAGACUGAUGGGAGUGUCAAAAACCAAAUACACACAAACUAAGGAACCCUCUAUUAUGAUUUGCCCACAUCUGGUUUCCAGCCUGAUGCUUAAUGAAGAGAAAGUUGGCAGAGACCCGACAGAGUCUGUGCUUAUGUGAUUGCAAGAGGGGGAUGAGUCAGUUUACAGAAGGGUGGGGUUGCAGGAUAGAGGCGACAUAAAGAUGGAGUGUUGGAUGAAAGUCAGAAAGUUAGCUUAUUGAAGUAAAUCGGCUGUUUUUGUUUUGCAGUUUGGUUUAUGUGGCAACAUCUUUGUCAUUGUAUAAAGUUAAUUUCGUUGGUUUAGUUUGGUAAUGGAACAUACGGUAAUCAAGCAACUGGUUUGCUUCAUGGGCAAAAUCAAUUGCUUUCUCUUUUUCCAUUUAUCAAUAUAAUAAUAAUCACAUACUUCUUGAGAUUGGCAUGAAUCCCUUUUCGCAGAAGCCAACGAUUCAAUUUGAAUCCAUUAGUCCUCUAUUCAGCUCAGUCUCAUGUAUUUGCUUUUCAACCCAAGAGCCUGUGAAUGAGAUGAUAGAAUGCAUUCAUUAUGCAACAGUGUAAUUCUCCAUUUGCUCUGUUUGUCUUUCUAAAUAUCUGACUGUAAUGACACUCCAGUGUGAUGAAUGGAGAGGCGGGUCGCCAUCCCUCUCUGAAAGCCGUUUCAUAUGGAAGCCAUUCAUCACACUGAUACAAAACACAAGAACAGAGCUUGUAAAAUGUUUCAUGGUGCUGUUACUGUCGGAGAAGUGACCAACGAUCCUUUUAGUAGCUGAUUUCACGCCUAUCAUUUAUAGGUCACAACUGUAGAAGCCGCGUUGGCCUGACACGACACCCUACAAAAACUACCCUGUUAAACUACUCCAUUCUUUUUCCCCCUCUGUUUCAGACCGUGGACUCGAUAUACACGCAUAUUAAAACACAAACACACAAGACUUCAUGUCACACUUUUACAUGCACACACACCAUGUGAACACUUGGAGUUGCUGUGGGAAGAAGGAGCAGGUGAAAUGGGACCUUUUCAAGGAAACCAGUCAUAACAUCGCCCUGUGCUACACAAUGGAUGUUGGAGAUGGAUAUGAGCGUGCACAUUGUCGUACUUUGUUUGUCUGUGUGUGAGAGAGUGAAUGUAUCUGUGUGAGCAUAGCAGGCACAUUUGUGUGUACAGACAUGUAUGUGUGCACAGGUACACUGUUUAAGAGCGUGAAGUCUAUUGUUUGUUGUUUUUUUCUUUCUGUAUAGCUACCACUUGUAAAUUGUGACAAGUAUGUGUCAAGAGUUUGUAAGCUGUAACUUUCUGAGAAAUAUUGUACUAAAAUGCACUCAAUAAACGCCUUGGAAAACAA
This is a messenger RNA of Anarrhichthys ocellatus (wolf-eel), 7197 nucleotides long. RefSeq names its product EPH receptor B1 (gene ephb1). The transcript has 16 exons. Gene Ontology annotation, cellular component: plasma membrane; dendrite. The coding region runs from base 195 to 3218 and encodes 1007 amino acids. The record is from RefSeq and is a predicted model, not a curated record. Gene Ontology annotation, biological process: protein phosphorylation; axon guidance; ephrin receptor signaling pathway. NCBI's taxonomy places the organism in Eukaryota, Metazoa, Chordata, Actinopteri, Perciformes, Anarhichadidae. Gene Ontology annotation, molecular function: protein binding; ATP binding; transmembrane-ephrin receptor activity.